AAAACACAACAAUCAUUACUUUUUAAUGAAGAGGAGAGAAAUUAGGGGCAAGAUGAAGUAAGGGAAUGAAAAUGCAAUGGAAAUAUGAGGGAUCGGAGGAGCUGAACUUGAUCGGUGCGUGUUGAGUAAAAGUAGUAAUACGGCAAUACGCUGAUCAGUGGUGUAGAUAUGGUGUGCGGUGUUUUGUGGCUAACAAAGAAAGCGAUAAAUGGUGGUUAUUUGUUCAAACCACCCACCGAAAGGAAAGAAUGGGAAGGUCGUGAUCGCAGCCGAGGUCGACAGUGGUCAACAAUGGCAUUAAGAGGAGAGAGCAGCAAAGAAGACAUUGAGCCAUUAAGGGCAAGCAAAAAAAUGGUGCACAUACGUAGGUGGCUGGGUGGUGGAGGGGAGCAAAAUAGGAGUGGUGGACCGGUGGUUAUGGAGCUGGGCACGGGGAGGAGAGAGAGUGAUGUUUAAAAUAAAAAUAUAAAAAAAACUUUACCUACUUAACCGGUUACAAGUCACCGGAUCAUUUUCGGAAGACACUCUUCAUAGUUAGGAUUAUUCUAUAAUAAUCCAUAGUUGAGAUUAAUUUGGGUAGAAUAUAUUAAUCAUGUGAAUUUUUCCAAAGAAAAAACAAUUUUUAACUUUUCUUCUUCCACUUUGGUGCCAAAUUAACGAGGGUCGAUUGGUCGAACCAGAAAUUCAGUGAUCUUUCACACUGUUCGUUUCACGCAACAAGUACUCUAUAACACUCAAUCACUGACUGUCUCUCUCCCCUGUAAAAUCUCCAAAAAUGGGAAACCUUAAAAAUCAACCAAAACCCAAAUCACACCUCUCUAAACCAAUCUUACUGCUUGCACUUUCAAUUACAGGCAUUGCAUUCUUAUUCCUCUUCUCUUCUUUCAUUUCUACAACUGGGUUUUCUUUCUCUUCUCCUAAAAUCACUCCCCAUGUUUUCAACAAAUCUGGAACUAUCUCCAUUGAUAGUAAACACAAGUUCUUGUACUGGGGUUACAGAGUUGAUUGCCCUGGUAAACAUUGUGAUACUUGUGCUGGUCUUGGUCAUCAGGAAUCUAGCCUUCGAUGUGCCCUUGAAGAGGCCAUGUUUCUUCAAAGGACUUUUGUGAUGCCUGCUCGGAUGUGUAUUAACCCAAUUCACAACAAGAAAGGGCUAUUGCAUCAAUCAAGUCAAGCAAGUUCAGAUGAGGCGUGGAUCGCUACCUCCUGUGCAAUGGAAUCUUUGUACGACUUGGACCUUAUAUCCACCAAGAUACCUGUGAUUCUAGACAAUUCAGAAGUUUGGCACCAUGUAUUAUCUACUGCUAUGAAACUGGGGGGCAGAGGUGUGGCUCAUGUGAAAGGAGUUAGCCGAGCGGAUCUCAAGGAGGAUCCUCAAUAUGCAAAUCUCUUGCUGAUAAAUCGAACUGCGAGCCCUCUCGCGUGGUUUGUGGAAUGCAAGGAUAGGUUAAACCAUAGUUCAGUCAUGCUGCCAUAUACUUUUCUUCCAUCAAUGGCAGCCAAGAGAUUUAGAGAUGCUGCAGAUAAGGUAAAAGCAAUGCUUGGUGACUAUGAUGCUAUGCAUGUCCGUCGGGGUGAUAUAUUAAAAACAAGGAAAGAUAGGUUUGGUGUUGUGAGGAGUCGACAUCCUCAUGUUGAGAGGGAUACAAAGCCAGAGUGUAUUCUUAAAAGAAUAGCAAAAUGGAUCCCACCAGGACGAACCCUUUUCAUUGCAUCAAAUGAGGGGGAGCCUGGAUUUUUUUCACCUCUUGGUGUCAGGUACAAAUUGGCAUAUUCAUCAAACUACAGUUGGAUCGUUGAUCCUGUGAUAGAGAAUAACUAUCAGUUGUUUAUGAUAGAGAGGCUCAUUAUGAUGGGAGCAAAAACUGUCAUCCAAACCUUUAAGAGUGAAGAUUCAGAUCUCAGUCUUUGUGAUGACCCAAAGAAAAAUACCGGUGGAUGGUUGAAAGUUGUCAGUGAGGAUUGCUGAAGAUACAGGAAUUGAUCUCAGUAUUACCUGGAAUGGACAUUGUGACUAUAAGGACUUUCUCCAACUAAGCUGCUGGGCCGCAGCCAUGUGCAUGACAACGGAUAAAUCUAUGCAAAUGAGAAGGAAGAGUUAUCAAAUGGGCUCUUAAGUUUCCACUUCUAGAAGUUUGGAUGUGUCUAGUGUCAAUAUGUGAUGGCGUUGUAAAUUUUUAGCUUAUGUAGAUUUUAGAGUUUUAGACAGUGGAUGUAAAAACCUCCAGCUGGUGGGUUCAUUGUCCCUAACUUAGCAACCAUUGCCCAUCAUCAACAUUUUCAACAAAGAGCUCGGAAAAAAAACGGGAGGACAUCAUGUAAAGAAGAGAAUUAGAAGUGGUGUAUUUCAUGUGUAUUGAGGCAAAUACCAAUCUGUUAUGCUGUUGAGCAAAUUGCUCUUUAUGCUAUUUGGUUCUUCUCUUCGCGUCACUUGUGGGCUGUGGACAGUUUUUUUUUGGUGUGAAGAGGAUCAUUUAAGUUGAUUGCUUGUUAAAAAGAAGUUGGCAAUAUAGGGGGAGAUCAGACUUUUUGGAUAACUAUUUAUAAUACUAGUAGUUUGACCCA
Messenger RNA from Chenopodium quinoa (quinoa), 2565 nucleotides. RefSeq lists its product as uncharacterized. Gene Ontology annotation, cellular component: Golgi apparatus. The coding region runs from base 776 to 1969 and encodes 397 amino acids. Lineage: Eukaryota; Viridiplantae; Streptophyta; Magnoliopsida; Caryophyllales; Amaranthaceae. The record is from RefSeq and is a predicted model, not a curated record. The transcript has 6 exons.